Molecule: messenger RNA, 2601 nt
Organism: Acanthopagrus latus (yellowfin seabream)
Lineage: Eukaryota; Metazoa; Chordata; Actinopteri; Spariformes; Sparidae
Exons: 9
Coding region: 1-1296 (431 amino acids)
Biological process (GO): positive regulation of ERK1 and ERK2 cascade; T cell activation; interleukin-15-mediated signaling pathway
Cellular component (GO): external side of plasma membrane; membrane raft
Molecular function (GO): MHC class II protein binding; protein tyrosine kinase binding
Source: RefSeq, a predicted model, not a curated record
AUGAGGAAGUGGUGUACUCACCACAUCAGAUGCAGCAUCUCUCUACUGACGCACCACACAAGCUCGGACAGAUAUGAACAUGAGAGCACAGCAUCCGAGGAGGAGAGAGACAGAGAAUCAUGGUGGUUGGGUUUACGUGGAUGCGAGCAGCAGCGUGACAGUAUUGCCUGGGACGUCAGCGACAAAAACAAAGCCAACAUCGACAAAAACAGCAACAACAAAACCAGCGCUCAUAAUAACUGCUGUUGGAGAACUGAAGCAGCAGCAACCAGACAGUCUGUCUCCUCCUUCACUGUCAGAGUUGAAGAUGACGUCACUUUGCCUUGUAACAAUGUGAUAGAUGGUCAGAAUAACUGUGACAGCACAACAUGGCUCUUCAGUGGUCCAAGAAGCAGAUCAGUAGUAGCGCUGGUUGUACAUGGGCAGAUUGGUGAAGAUGUCAAAGCUAAAGACAGACUGAGUGUUACAGAGAAAUGUUCUCUGGUUAUAAAGAAUGUCACAGUCGAGGAUGUUGGACGUUAUGAUUGUCAGCAAUACAAAUUAGACAAACAUCAAGGUCCAGACUCUGUGGUUCAUCUGUCUGUUGUCUCCAUGACUGAACAUCAGAACCAUGAUGAGGUGACAUUAAACUGCUCUGUGUGGACACAUGGACCAUGUAGACACACAGUGAAUUGGCUGUAUGAGGGUAAAGAGGUGGAUACAGAUAACAGAGGUGUAACUACAUCACAGUCUCCCUGCAACACCUCUGUGAGAGCUCCAUCUUAUCAUCACAUUUACAAGUCAGAGUUUAAAUCUGUGCAGUGUUCAGUGACUGAUGGUGACAAAGAGCAGCAGCUGUUUCCCUUCAGACUUCAGUCAUCAGGAAAGAAACCAGGUGAGACAACAACAACAACAACAACAACAACAACAACAACAGCUAAAUUAACACCAAUCACAGAGAAGAACUCAGGAGCAGGAACCACCACAACCGUUUCUGCAACCAAUGAUGCUUCAACAAAACCAAUAGAUUGGCGGUGGCUGCUCAUCAUUCUGGCUGUGGUCUUAGUGGCACUUUCAGUAACUGUUGUGAAAGUCAUCAGGAGGAAGAGAGCUGAAGAGAACAGAUCACGGAUGGGGGGCGGUGUUGCUGAUGCUGAAGAUGGUGUCCACUACGCCUCCGUCAGCUACACCAAGAACACUCACAGCAAAGCAAAGGUUCAGGGUAAUAGUGAUGAUGAAGAAGGCGGUGAUGUGACCUACACAACCGUGAAAGCUUCCUCCACUGAUCCCAGCUGCCUCUAUGCUACUGUCAAAUAAUGAAACAAACCAGGCUCAUGUGAUGAGAUCUUUGUUAAUAUUUGUUAAUGUCUUUAAUGAUCAUUUUCAGGAUCAAUCAUUGUAUAAAGCUUCUUUUAGUGCAGGUGUAGUGGGUUGGCAGAAUGUGAAAAGGAGAAGUGAUGAUUCGCUAUACUGUAUAUAUGGGUGGAUGCUUAAAAUGCACAUUAGCAUAAUAUCUGAUAUGAUAUGCUUGAUGAACUUACUGUUGUGCACUAUAUUUUCUUUUUUUCAUUUUUGUUGCUAUUUUGUCAUUCAAUACGCAAUAAUUUGAAUGCGUAUGCUUUAAAUAUCCUUGUAAUAAAGUAUUCAAAGCAAACUGAACACUGUAGCCCUUGAAUCUAACGUUAGCUAGCAUACUACUUUGGACCUCCAGGUCUCACUGAUGAAUAGAAAACCUGUGUUGACUGUGUCUCCUCACUCAUCCAGACCCGAUUCACCUUCUUUUUUCUGUGAAACCACAAGACAUUGCUGCAGCAACUUGUUGCACCACUCUACACAGCAUUUUGUCUAUGUCUGCUUCCCCAUGAGGUCACGUGAGAGGGAUAGGUGCCCUCUGUUUAUUCAAAAUCUGAGACAAAGCCGAUGGUACAUUCAGGUUCAUAUAUAUAUAUAUAUAUAUAUAUAUAUACAAGUAACAGUAAGUGAUGGUGCAUUCAGGUGCUGUCAGAUUAUUUAUUUCUUGUGUUAAAUGUGGGUCAGUGAUGUGUAAGUUGUCAGUUAAAGUGUGUCAGAGUGACAGUUUGUUUGUGUUGUGUUUCACAGGUGGAUCAUGAUGAAGAUGAAGAUGAUGGUGUGGUGAAAUAUGAAAACUGUGGAGACACUUCUGCCUCUGUCAGACUCCACUGCAGAAUUCAGAGCUGAUUUCCUGCUUGUUGUUGAAGCUGCAGCAGCUUGAGCUCAGUUUCAUGUCUCUGUGUGCAGAGGAACUCAUUUUAGAGCUGUGUGUUCUGUAACGUGCCUCAGUCUGUACAUCAUGUGUUUGUUGAAUGUCACCGUGUGUUGGUGUUACUGUAUCUCCUCUCUGCUCUCUGUGGGAUGAUGGGAGUGGGUGUUCUCUGAGGGGCUUUAUUCACUGAGGUCCAGGUAUUCAUGAUACCUUUUUAAGGGUUAGACUGAAUGCAUUUGUUUUUAUUCAUCAAUAUGACAAAUGUCUUUUCUGUGCCAAGCUCUCUGUGUUUUAGUCUGAGCUGGACUAACAGGCUGGAGUCAAACUGGUGGACGAGGAGUUUGACUCUUCAGCUGUUCAUGUGUGCUGUAAACAUCAUGAAUCCUGUCUGUUUUACA